Messenger RNA from Leptinotarsa decemlineata (Colorado potato beetle), 4221 nucleotides. It is a transcript of the gene olf413, whose product is annotated as DBH like monooxygenase olf413. The record is from RefSeq and is a predicted model, not a curated record. Gene Ontology annotation, biological process: dopamine catabolic process; octopamine biosynthetic process; norepinephrine biosynthetic process. Gene Ontology annotation, molecular function: dopamine beta-monooxygenase activity; copper ion binding. NCBI's taxonomy places the organism in Eukaryota, Metazoa, Arthropoda, Insecta, Coleoptera, Chrysomelidae. Gene Ontology annotation, cellular component: secretory granule membrane.
UCCAAGUUGGUCGUGAAACGCGCGCGACGCACGCUCUGUACGGUUGGCCGUUACGUGGUAUAUAACAAUACAAGUCCCAUCACUCUCAGAGGGCACCAAGACUGUCGUCUGAUGAAGAUCUGAUUCUGGGCUGACAACUGUUGGAGUUGUGAAGAAAGGCAGAUACACUGUGACAGUGAGUUUAAACGCCGUGUGAAACUUGUGUUUUGUGCUUCUGAGUAACUGUUAUGUUCGUUCAUGCAUUGACUGCUUCUUCCUAACUGGAUAUUUUUUGUGUUGUUGUUAUAUAGAUAAUGCAUUUCUCUGCCUAACAACCGUCCUACAACGAUGAAGCCUCUUUCGAAGUUGAUUUCAGUGUUCUGUGUGUUGUGUAUAGUGAACAUCUCCGAUUGCGCGAGAUGGGCCCAUUCAGCCUAUCUCAGUCCGGAUUAUCGUCUGUUGUGGUCUUUGGGUCCGGGACCGCAAGAUAUCACGUUCGAGUUACAAGUGAGGACGCUGGGAUAUGUAGGGUUCGGAUUUUCAAAGGACGGUAGGAUGGCCGGAGCGGAUAUGGUUGUCGGAUGGGUUGAUCAUGGACAAGUCUAUUUUCAGGACCGCCAUGUCAAGGACUCAGCCGGAAGUGCAAUAGACAGAGAGCCGGAAGUAGAUCCCAGCCAGGAUUACCAACUUUUAUUGGGAUACGAGAACAACACUCACACUGUGCUGAGAUUCAGGAGGAGGUUGGAUACGUGCGAUCACCAUGAUAUUCCAAUUACUAACGAUACGAUGAGAAUUAUUUGGGCUUUUCACGAAUCCGAACCAAUGGGAGGAGCUGUGGCCCCUAAUUCACUCCCGCAACAUGAUAUGACUUCAAGAGGGAGCCAGUCGCUCUAUCUGGUUCAGAGAGCAGACCAAGAUGCUCCUGGUCCAGAAGAAACAGCGAGAAUUUGGGAACUACGCAAUAACGCAGCCGAACCUCCUUCACCUGGGGAAACAAUAUACUGGUGUAGGGUAUUCAGAAUACCAACCAUCACCAGGAAACAUCACUUGAUUAGAUACGAACCUCUCCAAAGCAUCAACGGCGGUAAUGGCCUUCAACACGUCGUCUUGUACGAAUGCCAAGACAAUGCAGCCGUUGAAAAAUUGGCCGAUGAACCCGGUCGUCAGUGUUACGAGUCACAUGCCCCGCCUCUAUCCUGCAAUACUGUAGUCGCCAGUUGGGCCAGAGGUUCCGAAGGUUUUAGCUUCCCUCCCGAAGCUGGCUACCCCUUAGACGCACAGAACUCCCGAUUUUAUUUGAUGGAGACCCACUACACUAGUCCUCUAGAUGGAAGCAUCAGCACCUUAGAUGGCUCUGGACUGAGACUAUAUUACACGCCAGAGCUCAGAAGACAUGAUGCCGGAGUAAUCUCUAUAGGUAUGGAUCCAAACUGGAGGCACAUCAUCCCGCCCGGCCAAGACAGGGUUGUUUCCUCCGGACAUUGUGUGUCAGCGUGCACUAGUCAGGCUUUUCCGGAAUCCGGUAUCAAUAUGUUCGCCGUAGUGAUGAAAACGCAUAAGAUUGGCAAGCAAGUGGCGCUCAAACAUAUUCGUGGUAGUGUCGAACUUCCUCCAAUUGCUAGUGAUGAUAAUCUUGACUCUGAUUAUCAGGAGUACCGAAAGUUAGGUGUCCCAGUGCGAAUUGCUCCCGGUGAUCAUUUGAUAACGCAGUGUACUUACAACAGUUCUGGAAGAUCUGCAAUUACUCUCGGUGGUUUGACUAGUCGAGAAGAAACUUGUCUGGUGAUGGGACUCUACUAUCCAAAACAGAAAAACCUGGCCGCUUGCCACAGUUUGCCCAGUUUGCCAACAGUUUUGCAUUCGUUGGGAAUUCAAGAACUUAGUCCGGGUUCAAAUCCAAUUCGAAUAACAGCUCCACCAGAGCUUGCUGGGAUGACCCUAGAAUCAAGGCUCGUUUCAUACGACUGGGACAGACAAUUUCAAGUUUUCCAAGACGCGACAAUGAAAGGAUCCUUCAAGCCCAUAUGUUGGACUGCGCAGUCCACUAUAUUACCGGGUACCGAUAAAGAGUCACACUACCCAAACAUAUCAAAACCAUACGUGAAGCAUGUCAUCGAUCAAUGCAACUAUAGGAAGUACAGCACCGAAGGUUGGCCCGGCGGUACACCAAUCAUAGAACUGGACGGCAAUCACAUAGAGGGCGCUGCGAGAAGCAAAGUCUCCAGAAGCAGCAGUCCUGCAGUAGAAGAAUCUUUGAGUCUGAGCAGGUUCAACUCUGCUGCAACAUAUUCUUCAAGUGGAAUCGUCAUUGUGUUAUCAGUGAUGUUGAUGUGGUUCAACCGCUGAGUCGUAGUCUCGUGCACAGAACAGUUUUAUUUCUGAGUGACGAUUUUCCGUGAUUUGUUUUCGAGUCAUGUUUUUACUAGUCCGACUGGCCAGAGGUUCGAACACUGUUGAAACGAACUGAAAGAUAUGUGUUACGUUUAAACAAGUACGACUGUUUUGCUGAAACGUUCGAGAGUUUAAUUGUUCAUUCCUGCAUCCGACGCAUAUUUCUGUUAUUCUAUUCCCGGGUAGCCUGAAGUGUUGGUUUAUUAUUUAUUAGCUUGAACCUGGAAUAAUAGAGGAAUUGGAAAUGCGACGGUAACUGGAUCCAGUAACUUGUGUAUUAUAUAUAAAACCGUAAUUUGGUCGUGGAUAAACAUGUCAUGUUCCCUUGGCUUUAUUGUGUAACUUCCAUAUACAAGCCUAUUCAAAUAUGAGUCUAUUCGUGGGAACUCUGUAAAUAGUGAAAGAUAAUGAUGGCAAAAUAUUUAAUCUAGUUCAUUUCGUUAUAGGGACAUACAGGAAAAAUUAUAAACUGGUUGUACCUAUCUAAACAUUCUCAUGUGAGUUAAUAGAUUGUUAUCAGAUUAUAAAAUAUUAAUAAAAUUUUCAAUUUAAAAUAUGAAGAAGCCAUAAUCUAGAUCAUAUCUAAUUUGAAGAUGGCAGUUGAUAAAUGGGUUAAUUAUGAGCAUUUAGAACGGCACCUCUAGAUGUUCAUAGUUGUCAUGCUACAUUUUCUCCCUUUUGAAAGUUUAGUAUCUAGUUCAAUACUUACAAAUUUUUCGAAGGUUGGUGUAUUCAAUGACCGUUUUACAACAAAAUAUCCCAUAUAAUAGGUACUUUAAAAAAAUACAGAUGUAAAGUGUGCUGAACAUAUUGAUAGCCCACUGAAACUAUUAGGGGCGAAUAUCUCUGGGAAUAAAUUUUUCCUGAAAAAAAAACUAUAGUUUUUUUGCUAUAAUUCAAUGAACAUUUUUGAACAAGAAACUUUCCUAAUUCAACUGACAUGCAGAGAUUUGAAUUUGAAGACCUUUUUAUAGAUUUUAAAAUAUUUUAUUAGUUUCAAAAUACUUCUAUCGACAGAUGAAUUCGAUGAAAUCUAAUAUUUACACAUUAUGUGAUGUCACGUAGAAACAAUUUUCUGUGAUAGUUCAAGAACAAUCAAUCAUGCUGGUGUUUGAAAACUAUACACCAAUACUCUCGAAUGUUUAGGCAUAAAUUAAGUGAAAAAUGUGUAGCGGAAAACUGAUGCUGAAAAAGACAAAGUUUCAAAUUGCCGCCGCGUUAUGGUCUGUGAUGCAAGUAGAUAUAAGCACUUUUUGAUAUUCUGUUUCUUCUACUACUCCACGUAGUUUCUACUGUUGUUAUUAUUAUACCCACCCUCUCCCUCAUUGUUUAUAAAAUCACAUGAUGAAAAAACUUAUAUUCAUGUGGUUUGGGAAGGCAAAAUACACAAACUCCAUAAAAUGUCAACAAUUUUUGUAUUUUAUUUCUACAAAGUGUUAUCCGAGUUAUCAGAGAUAUGAAUUAUUCAAUUGUUCUUCAUUAAAACUUUCUUUCAUUGAUAGUGAGACAGAGAUAUAAUAUAGAACAUCAUAAGAUUAAAAUUGAAACACUGAUAUUUUUUAUUCUUCAAAAAGCCCUCCUGAACCAAAUGUUUUCAUCAAGUAUUACUUCCUUCAUUAUUGGGUAUGUUUUGUAUUUAUAUGUAAAUUCUAAAAGAUUUUCUUGUAUAUUUGUAGUUUGACUGGUGCUAUAUAUAGUUUUAUCCUUUGUAAAUGUAUUGUAUUUAAUUUAUUAUCAAUAUCGUUUAUUCGUUAGGGAAAGAAAAUUCUUGUACAGUGUAGAUAUCCUGUGUAAUAUAUUUUAUAAAUAAAUCUCCAUAACGAAUGAAUAAAUAUCUAGCAAUAAUAUUCA